CACUGACUUCGCUACGGUAUGGUUGUCAUUUCGUCCGUCUAUCAAAGAACGUGAUAGAUGAAUGGAAAAUAAUUAACUUUAUCGCAGCGAAGACAUCUCUCGUAUCUCCUCGAAACAUAACGCCGCGCGUGUAAUAACACCUAAGUGAUUUUCUAAAAGUGUUCACUUCUACACAACACCGCCAUGAUCGAUGUUAGAAACAAAGAUGGCGGAAUAAUACGGUGAUCAUAACCAAACGCGUUGUUUUGUCGUGUGUAGCGUUAUGUGCUGUAGUGGGCGGCGGCUGCAGCAGUGUCGGGGUGCGUGAGUGAGGAGGAGAGGCGCGAUGGGGGCGCGGCCGGGGUGAUGCCGCCGCGGCCAGCGGCCGGCCGCGCGGCCAUGGCGGCCGACAGCGAACGCCCGCCGCUCGCUCUCUUCACCGCUGUCUACGACUAUGUGGCACAGGGAGAGGAUGAGCUUUCCCUGCGUCGCGGCGAGAUCGUCGAGGUGUUGUCCAAGGACGCCAACAUCUCCGGCGAUGAGGGCUGGUGGACGGGAAAGAUCGGCGAUCGCGUCGGUAUAUUCCCUGCCGUAUACGUGACGGAGGAAGACCCGCUGGCCGUGGAGCCGCCUCGCGUCUCCUUCUCCGAGUUGAAACUGGAGGAAGUGAUCGGGGUAGGCGGCUUCGGGAAAGUGUAUCGUGGCUAUUGGAACGGUGAAGUAGUAGCGGUGAAGGCGGCGCGUCAGGACGCGAACGAAGAUAUCGAAGUUAUAAAAGAGAGUGUGUUGCAAGAGGCGAGACUGUUCUGGGUGCUGCAACAUGAGAAUAUAGUGUCGUUAAAGGGGGUCUGUCUGGGGGAGCCGAACUUUUGUCUGGUGAUGGAAUAUGCGCGCGGUGGGCCUCUCAACCGAGUGCUUUCUGGUCGUAAGAUACGGCCAGACAUCCUGGUGGACUGGGCCAUUCAGGUGGCGCAAGGCAUGGCGUACCUUCACGUUGGCGCGCCCAUGUCGCUCAUCCACAGGGACCUCAAGAGCUCUAAUGUGUUACUGAGCGAGGCUAUCCUGCCGGAUGACCAGUUGGAGGACAAGACUCUCAAGAUCACAGACUUCGGUCUGGCGCGGGAAGUGUACAAGACCACCAGGAUGUCGGCCGCGGGAACAUACGCGUGGAUGCCGCCUGAGGUGAUAAAACACUCGACGUUUUCCCACGCGUCCGAUGUGUGGUCCUAUGGCGUGUUGCUAUGGGAACUGCUCACGGGAGAGACGCCGUACAAAGGUAUAGACGCGCUGGCCGUGGCGUAUGGAGUAGCUGUCAACAAGCUCACGUUGCCCAUACCUAGCACCUGUCCUGAACCUUGGAGAGUGUUGAUGGAAGCGUGUUGGCGAUCAAACCCUCGCGAGCGUCCUUUAUUCCCCGAGAUCUUGGAACAGCUAGAGAAGAUCAGACAAUCGGAGUUCACGCGCGCCCCACACGAAUCCUUCCACACGAUGCAGGACGGAUGGAGACUGGAGAUCGAGGAGGUACUCCGAGACCUCAGGAGAAAGGAGAAGGAGCUUCGAUGCCGAGAGGAGGAGCUGACUCGUGCCCAACUUCAGCAGCGUCUGAUGGAACAGAACCUCGCGCAGAAGGAGAGGGAGUUGGAGAUGAGAGAGAUCGACCUCGUCGCCAGGGAACUUCACAUACUGAUUUUCGCGAGCAAUAUGUCCGCUAACCAACCGCCACAGCCUAAUAAACGGAAAGUUCCAGGCAAAUUCAGUAAGAUAAAGCUGCUGAAGAAGGACACGAUCUCGUCUCCGCUGGACUUCAGGCACACGCUGACGGUGCGACCCUCGGAGGAUGAGUCCAGCGUCAAACAGCUCGUCGCCGUCGCCAAGGACACGCCGCCAGGAUCGCCCGCCAUCAUGAGGGCUAUUGCCCUGCCCGCGGACGGAGUGAAGGGCAAGACGUGGGGCCCGUCGACGGUGCACCAGCGCUCGCGCACGCAGCUGCCGCUGGGCGCGGCGGCGCCGCUGCCCCGGCCGCGACACGCGCGCUUCAGCAGCUCCGCGCCCGACCUGCCGCCCGCCUCCCGCACAGGUUGUUUUCUUCCUUACACAGACUUCAGUCCGGACGACUGGGGGCCUGAGUUCCCGCUGUCCACCGCCUCGAGGUACUCCGUGCCUAUGCCAACGUUGUAUAGCACUGAAGGUUACAAAUUCAAGAAGCCAAGUAUAAUCGAGCUGGUGCUAUACAAUAUGGCGGCGCUGCUGGGCGGGGUGGCCGCUGGCUAUGACGUCAGAGUAUCCAAUGUCAGCCCGCUACAUCCUACGUUACAACCGCAUAGACCAGAAAUAGAGCCAGAUCCACUAAGCUCAUCAGUGUACGAGGGGUUUGGGUAUGCGCACAACACGUACCACGGACCCACCAGACAUUUGCGAGCGCCGCUCAAUGCCAUCACCGGCUCCCCUAUUUCGGGCCUGCAGUCAGAUGAACAGAAACCGAUCAGGUUCACCGACUCCCCCACCCACUACGCGCACCCAUCGUCCUCGUCCGGCUACGGACACUCCGCGCAGCCGCUGUCCGGCACGUCCGGGCUCGGCACCAACUACACCUCCACGCAGCCACCCACGCCCUCGCCGCGACGGACCUCCUCCUCCACCUCCGACCACCUCGCAGACCUCUACCACAACUACAGGGAAAAUUUCCAACCCUCGCCCUCACAAGACAGGGACUACUUCUACCGGGCCGAGCCCUACGCGUACGACAGGACCGCUGACUACGUCGUCAAGCACCCGUACUACGGCUAUGACGAGUGCUCAUUCGAGUACAGGGAACCCACCCCGGACUACAGGCCCUCGCCACAGUACCUCACACACAGACGAACUCCGUCAAACUCCUCCGCUUCUAACUCCCACCCUGAGGAGUUCUCUCCCUCCCGACAGUAUAGAAGUAAAGAGAAGAGAGACGAUUACAGACCCAAGACUGAGUACCCACGUAAAUCGAACGAUUAUUCCUUACCGAGAGACUUUUAUAGACAAGACUCACAAGAGAAGAGCGAAGUGGAGCGACCCGCGAACUUGGGGCUGGAGCUGGCGCCGACCAAGCUGCGGUCGAGUCUGAAGAAGUACAACAAGAAGUCGUCAGCCUCGGGCUCCGGCUCCGGCGGCGGCACGCCCACCAACCCGACGCCGCCCGACAGCCUGACGAGUGAGACGGACAGCUCGUACGUGUCGGCGCGGGACGCGUCCAGCGGGUCCACGUCGCGCGUGCGGUUCAGUCCGGAGACCAUGGAGCCCGAGCGCCGACCCUCGCGCCACACGUAGCGAAGGCUCAAGAAGUUCGACGACUACCUCGUCUGACGCGGGACUGUACAUACGCUUGCGGGUAGUCCGUGGAACGCUUCGCUUCACACCUGUUUAUUUACAGUGACUUUACGCACUUUGAUGUUAGUGACGUAGCCAAGGCGGGCUUGUGAAUGUGGACGAACUGAAAGGUUGUUUACUUGCAUUUAACCAAGUGUUAUUUCAGUGACUAAAAUGUUAGUACUUAAUAUCAAGGUUGUUUAAUCACUGGCUCUGUUACUAUAACCAUUAAAUAACACAUACAUAUCCUCACUAGGCAGUGUGACAAUAUUACAGAGGAAUUCACUUUUAUCAUGUUUCCUUCAAUUGACAGUACAACACAAAUGUAAAGAAGAGUCUUUGGCUACGAAGUACUUGCAAUAAGCUAAUGUAUAAACGCGAUUGUGUUCAUUAUUUAAUGUAUGCGUAGUUUCCAUUGUACAUUUUGUAUGAUAUGUCGUCAUAAUAAGAUGUAUUUAGCCGUCAAUGUAAAGCGAAUCGCUCUUUCACAGUGCCUAUCGCGCGGAAAUAUUGAUAUUAUUCCUUGUUGCGUGAUCUAGUAGUUAGAUGUGAUUAUUUCGAGAUUUACAUGGACAAGGUAGCUUCGUGAGGCAAACAUACGUAACGAUAAACAGAUUUGUACAUUAUCGAGUGUGUUAACCCUUUGACCGCCAAAGACGCUUUAAAGCGUCAUUCAAUAACUUGAUCGAGACGCCAAUGACGUCUUAAAGCGUACAUCGCAUUUCAACUUUUAAUGACGAAUAAAACUUAGCUAAUGUUAAUUUUCUGAAUCAGGAAUAUUUAAAACUCUUCAUAUUGACUUCGACUACUAUAAUUAUGCAUUAAACCAUUGAGCUAUAGUAUAAUUGGACACGUAAUACUAAAAAUUAACUCAUCAAAAAAUUUACUUAUAUAGUUACACUCACACCGCCAACGACGCCUUAAAGCGUCGACUAGUGUUGUGACUACCCUCGAAUGAAAAAAAAUAAUAAUAAUAGGUCGGUAGUUUCAAAAAUGGUGCCAGUCAAGAUUUUUACGUCAUAUUAUACACUAACUGUCGAAAGCGAGGCGUGUAAACGGCUCUGUGUAUUUUUGGUUGACAAGCAUAUUAUUAUUACUGUUUCCGCAUAAAUUUGAAGCUGCGUUUUGAACCGUAAUGGAGAAGAAGACUGGUAAGUUUACGUUAUUUUUCUUUGAUUUACAUUUUUUUUUAAUUGAUAGUAAAAAUAUAAUUAGCAUACAGUAUGUACCGCAUUUGCUUGAAAAAUUAUUAUUCCUCGAGUCAAAAUAUUUAAUAAUUUUGAAAUAGUGGCCCACCAUUCGAAUGUCGAUACAUCAAAAGUGAUAAUAGGUAUUGUAAAUAAAAUUCCUAACUCUAAUAGACUACUUAAGUAUAGCCAACAUGUGUAACGUAUUAAUUAAACAUAAUUUUACGAAAAAAUAUAUAUUAUUAUUUGUAUCGCUUACUGAUUUUACACAGAUUUGAAGCGCCCAAGAGAGCAAUCGCCAAGCAUCCUACCCCAAGUUGCUCAAACACAAGCCAAACAUAAGCCCACAUCAGCUGCAACUUCUCAACAUACUAAUAUUGAAAAAAAUAUCACAAGACCAUGUUUAGAAUGUAACAAAUAUGAACGUGAUGAUAAAAGGAACUACUAUUAUUGUCAAUUACUAAAUGAAGAAUUCAUGUACAUUAAACCGUGUAUUCGUUCACGUUGCUACAUAAAAAUAUUGAAUUUUUUAGAGCAUGCAAAGAACGCUCAUUUUGACGAAAUAAACAUAGAUUUAUCAGACACAGAGAAACAGUAGGUUUCGAUAUGUUUGAAGAUGAAAAAAUAAAGAAUAUUCUUAAUAGUUUUUUUCUCAAUAUAAUAUAAUAUUUAUUAUUUAACAUAGUGCCUAGUUUCUAACUAAUAUGUAUUAAGUAGGUAUAUUUGUUUGCAGUACCGACAUACAUUGAUCUAUAAAUAUAAUUUAUUUACCUAGGUACUUAGUUUCCUUGUAACAUUAUAGUUUUCCCUUUACUUAAAUAAACAUCGACAACUUAUUCGAACAUUACUAAUAAUCACACAUUUUUCUAUGUCGUGAACGCCGUUGACGACUUAAAGCGUCCGCCUAUGACGUCACAAGCGAGAACGUUGGUUGUUAUAGUGUUGGGAUUUGACGGUAGGAAAAAAUAACAUUUUAUCGAUGUACCCUCAAGACAAAUUAUUAUUAUAACUGCAAUAAGUAUUUCACUAGCAGAUCGUUUUGUGUUACGCGUUUUUAUUAAAGAUAAAUAUGGAUCACGAGGAGCUCCUUCGUAUUUUAGAAGGUGUCGAUGAUGGAAUCGAAAUUGAAUCUGCAUCUGACAGUGAAAUUGAAGAUGAAUUUGAGGUGAGUCAUUUCUAAGUUCACAAACCUACUUCUAACAUUACAAGUUAUACUCCGCUGAGAUUGGACGGCAUGCCCGAAAUUUAGUUUAGCGUUUUUUAGCUCCCUUACGCCCUGUGUCACGGAGUACUCUAAGAAUUACGGGUACAAAUUACACUCGGACAGAAACACAAAUGUGUGUGUUAUGUGGGAAUAACGACCUAAACUAUUCGACUACCGAGGCUGUCCAUAAUAAAUCAUAAUAAAAUCGUUUAUUAACUUUAAAGUUUACUGUCUAAGGACUACUGUCCUUAAUAAUUAAUUUUAAUUGAUAUUCAUUUAUCUUUUUUAGGCUGUACUAACUGAGAACCUCCCAGCAUCAAAUCCUCCAAAUGUUCAGGAUGAAAGUGAUAUAGUUGAGAACAUACCAGGACCACCUCCUAUUCAAUGGACAAGACAACCAUUUGGAAUAGAAACUCCUUUUUUUGAUGACUUUGGUAGUGGUAUUUCACCUUCAUUAAACUUAACAUCAUCUUCAAACGAAUUAGCAGUUUUUGAGAAGUUCGUGGACGAAGAGUUAAUAAAAACAAUAAUACGCUACACUAAUCGGUAUCAUUGCUACUUCAUACUAAACACGGAUUUGAGGAACCACUCGAGGCUGCAGACUUGGAAAGAUGUAACCGUUCCAGAAAUGUAUAUAUUUUUGGCUAUUACUAUGUUAAUGACUAGAAACAGUCGCUUAACGAUUGAAGAGCAUUGGUCAACAAAUCCGCUAUUGAAUUCUCCAAUUUACACAACUCUAAUGAGUAGAAAUCGUUAUACGACAAUAUUAGGAAUGUUGCAUUUUUCUGAACCGAGACCAAGGCAUGCCAAUGACCUAAUAUUGUCAAAGAUAAUAACGGUGGUAGAUGACGCAAGACAAAAAUUUCAAUCUAAUUUUAUUCCGUACAAGAAGCUAUGUAUUGAUGAAAGUAUUGUUCCAUUUAAAGGAAGGUUAAUUAUCAAACAAUAUAUACCUAAUAAGCGUAAUCGAUUCGGCAUUAAACUGUUUGUCUUAUGUGAUGUAGAAACGAGAAUUAUAUUGGAUUUUAUCAUAUAUACUGGUUUAGAAACUGAAAUAAUACGCGAUGCAGACCUAGGUGUAAGUGGAUCAAUAGUUAUUACCUUUUUACAAAAAUAUUACUUUUCGAAUAGACAAAUUUAUAUGGACAACUGGUACAGCAGCCCCAAAUUAUUUAUUUCUUUAUUAAAUCGAAAUAUAGGUGCUUGUGGAACUGUAAAACGUAAUCGCAAAGAAAUGCCUGAAUUCAAGAAACUGAAAAAAGGCGAGAGGGAUGUGAAAUAUGCUCCCAAUAUAAUGGCUCUAAAAUGGCACGACAAAAAAGAUGUGUACAUGAUCACUACUAUGCAUAAAGAUCAAAUGGGACCUACUGAAAAAAUUGAUCGGUCCACAGGUUUACCAAAAAUGAAACCCGAAUGUGUUAUAGAUUACAACGAACACAUGGGAAUCAUUGACUUGAAUGACAUGAUGUUAAGUUCUUUACACAGUAUUCGAAAAGUGACGAAAUGGUACAAAAAGUUAUUUUUUCAUAUAAUUGACCUCUAUUUGCUAAACGGUUACAACUACUACAAAGUUUUGCAAGACAACAAAACACUACGUUUUGCCAAGUACCAACUGGCAGUCGUAACACAAAUUAUCCAAAAGUACGCAGGAGACAAGACCUUACCGAUGACUUCACGAAAUGUAGACCAACCAUUACGAUUAAUAGGAAAUGCGGCACGCCACAUGCCAGCAUAUUUACCGGAUUCGAAAAAAUUACGUUGUAAAUUAUGUAGUAAUUUGAAACGCAAAAGGCGAGAUACAAGAUUUUGGUGUGAAAUUUGUAAAGUGCCUCUUUGUGUUACAUGUUUUCGUGAGUAUCAUGAAAUAGAAAUAUUGCACUAACGCAGAACUUAUUGUCAUACUUUGAUUAUAAUAAAUAUCGACAACUAUUAAUAAAUCUAUCAUCACAUCACUGUCUAUGUUACGUUUUUAUGACAAAAUUACCCCUCUCCUACGCCAUUGACGCUUUAAAGCGUCGACUAGUUACGGGAAAAUAGGGUAAUAUGUUAUUUUUAUAUGCAAAAUCAAUAUUUACAGAGGCAUAUACAUAUACACUAAUGUAAGGUAUUUGAUCAUAAACUAAAUCUUCAAUGGUAAAAGUAUUAUUUUAUUUGUAAACCGUGUACACAAGCACAAUGUAUCGAUGUUUUAUUGAUUCAAAGGUUUUUUUUAUCGGUCUAAGGGUUAAUAAUGAUAAACUAAAUAUUUUUUUAUUUCAUUAUUAGUAAAACUUCAGUUGUAUAAGCAUUAUUUUAUUUGUAAACUAUGCACAAACAAAAUGUAUCGAUGUUUUAUCGGAUUGCGUUUCCCAUCACUAUUUUUUUAUAGGUAUAAUACAACGAAUUUAUUGCUUGGCGUCGGGAGCACGGUUUUUCGUUAUUAGCGUGGCGGUCAAAGGGUUAAUGAGUUCAAAGUAUUUUAUUGCCUCGUGACACCAUUUCUACACCGAGGCUUCCUUGCACCAUGAUAGAUUCUGAUUAUUUUACAUUAAUUCUGGUUUGAUGUUAGUUAGGAGGAAUCCAUGAAGGCACAAACAGCGUUGUACAAAUACAAAUUGUAAAUAUCUGGCGUUUGAGCUGAAGUACACAGCCGACAAGUAAAUUUCGUUAAAAUGCGAGUUUCCUUUAAUUUCGUUAAAUUUAUAAAUAGUACAAAUGUAUUUGUAAGUGUCAUCGUGUUCGAACGCGAGGCGAAGAAAAAAAACAUAUUUUUAAUUCAACGUAAUCAGUGUAUAUUUUGAAACUAACAAUUAAUAUAUUAUGUAACUUAUAUCACUAAGUUGUAUGCAUUUUGUACAAAACAUUAGAUAUUUUUUACUGAAGAGUGUCAGUAACAUUAGUACUUAGUAUUGUGAGCAGCUUUUAUAUCCCACAUAAAUAAUGUAAAUUAGGUAAAAAUACUAGUCGGAAGUUUGCGGAAAUCCUAAAUAUUGCAUAUCCAGCUAAACAUUGAUAUUAUAUUCGAUAUUACGCUUACCCGAGGUGCACUGGAUUGCUGUACCAUCGAGCUGGUGACACAUGGUUCCGUUCACAUGAAGGCCUAUGUCGGGAAGCUUGAAAUUAUCACUUAAAUUAGCGAGUAAAUUAUAAUUAAGGUGUAUAUCGGAACAUUCGAAUAAUAUUAGCUUUGGUAAUUAUUGUUAGCCCGAAUCAGUGCCUAAAGUCUGCUGGAACGGUACAUAGAGAUUAUGCCAUCGAGAGGAACGAUUUUAUCAAAAUGAAUUACUUUCUAUUAUUUAUUAUGGCCAGUAAAAUCAUUAUUGACAACUGAAGAGAUGUAUUUAUUCUUUCAAUUUUUAUUAUUUUCUUGUGCAAUAUGUGAAAUUAUUUUGCGUCCAUAUUUAAUUUAAUUAUAUUUUUAUUAUUUAUAAACAAACGUCGUGAAUGUAACAGUAUUUUAUACAGUAUUCGAAGUAUUGUAUAUUCGGAAAUUAUAUGUAUGGUUGUAUGUAGUAUAAUUUAUUAAGUUAGCUUGACCAGUGCCAAUGUCGUCCAGUGUUUUGUUUACAUUAUCUUUUAUUUCCAUGUUUAGUACAAACCAAAACGUAACCAAAUUAUCGUAAGAAUCUCUUGUAAAAUUAAGUUUCAGUUUAACAAGUCACAAAUUCUGAGUCAACGAUUAAAACGAUAUUAUGUAAAUAUUUAUCUGAGAUUCACGGCGCGUUUACUUAAAAAAAACUCUAGUCCUGAAUUUUUAUUUUAUUUUAAUAUCUGGCUGGUAAUCGAUGUGGUUACGAACGACUGGCGAACGUACUUCGAAGGAAAACGUAGUUUACGGGGCAUUCCUGUGUUUUAUAUACAUUCCAUAUGUUUUGAAGUGAUAUUAUUGUAAUCAGAGAUGCGUUUAAGACGAGUGUAAAGGUUUUGUGUGCCAAUAACAUGAGGUGGGAGGAUGCCUUACGUCUGUACGUUGAAUCGACAAAUAAAAACCUAGAUUAAGCUUUU
Molecule: messenger RNA, 9696 nt
Organism: Spodoptera litura
Lineage: Eukaryota; Metazoa; Arthropoda; Insecta; Lepidoptera; Noctuidae
Source: RefSeq, a predicted model, not a curated record